AUGAGUGUCAGAGUGCUAAAGUCCAACCACCAGAGAAUUAUGAAGAGUAGAGUGAGAACUCCACCAAUGAUGCCUGGAAAAAAGUUCUGUUCCCAUUUUAAGAUAAUCAUAAAACGUAUAAAAUAUGGAAAGCUUAGGCAAUAUAUUAUUGGUUUUCGAAUACCAAUAUUUUAUUUGAAAAGAUUUUAA
Clunio marinus is the source of this 189-nucleotide messenger RNA. Lineage: Eukaryota; Metazoa; Arthropoda; Insecta; Diptera; Chironomidae. The record is from the annotation of a GenBank genome assembly.